Molecule: messenger RNA, 6721 nt
Organism: Syngnathus acus (greater pipefish)
Lineage: Eukaryota; Metazoa; Chordata; Actinopteri; Syngnathiformes; Syngnathidae
Gene: epas1b
Product: endothelial PAS domain protein 1b
Exons: 16
Coding region: 365-2818 (817 amino acids)
Biological process (GO): regulation of transcription by RNA polymerase II; cellular response to hypoxia
Molecular function (GO): RNA polymerase II transcription regulatory region sequence-specific DNA binding; protein dimerization activity; DNA-binding transcription factor activity, RNA polymerase II-specific
Source: RefSeq, a predicted model, not a curated record
CCGUCAGUCAGUCAGUUUGUCAGUGGCAAAGUGCAAUCAGUGGCCGAGCGUACGGACGUCAGCCUGUUUUUUCCAGCAGCCCUUGUGGAACUCCUUUGUGGGGAGAGACUGUACAAUCCUCGGCAGUGCUCCGAGAUUGUACGGCUCUGCCCGGGUCCACAAGCGAGUGUCCGUCCGUCCGUCGAACUGCUGCCGCCCGACUCACCUUCACUCUUCAGCCUGCAAUCCCCACGCACUUUGUGUUCGUGCCUUGAAGUUUGUUUGUUUGUUUGUUUGUUUGUUUGUUUGUUUGUUUGUUUGUUUGUUUGUUUUGUUUUGUUUUUGUUUGGUUGGACACUCGGGCGCAAUUGUUGUCGUUACUAAGAUGACAGCAGACAAGGAGAAGAAGAGGAGCAGCUCGGAGCGUCGUAAGGAGAAGUCUCGUGACGCCGCUCGCUGCCGCCGCAGUAAAGAAACGGAAGUCUUCUACGAGCUGGCUCACCAGCUCCCGCUGCCGCACAGCGUCGGCGCUCACCUGGACAAAGCAUCCAUCAUGAGGCUCGCCAUCAGCUUUCUGCGCACGCGACAACUCUUUGCCACAGGCUGCAAUGGCAGCGAUGACGAACAGAUGAGCAGCUUGUACCUCAAGUCUCUGGAGGGCUUCAUCACCGUGGUAACGUCGGACGGCGACAUGAUCUUCCUGUCGGAGAACAUCAACAAGUUUGUGGGCCUCACGCAGGUGGAGUUGACUGGCCAAAGCAUCUUUGACUUUACGCACCCGUGUGACCACGAGGAGAUCAGGGAGAACCUCAGCCUGAAGACAAGCGGCAGCGUCUUCGGGAAGCAGAGCAAAGAGCAAAGCACCGAGCGAGAUUUCUUUAUGCGGAUGAAAUGCACAGUGACCAACAGGGGGCGCACCGUCAACCUCAAGUCGGCCAGCUGGAAGGUGCUGCACUGCACAGGCCAGCUGAAGAUGUACACGGGCGCCCCGCAGCGUCCGGCGUGCGCAUUCAAGGAGCCGGCACUCACCUGCACUCUUCUCAUGUGCCGACCCGUCCCGCAUCCGGCCAACAUGGAGGCACCGCUCGACAGCAGGACCUUCCUGAGCCGACACGGCAUGGACAUGAAGUUCACCUACUGCGACGACAGGGUAACCGAGUUAAUGGGGUACUCCCCCAAUGAUCUGCUGGGUCGCUCCGUCUACGACUUCUAUCACGCUCUGGACUCAGACAGCGUCAGCAAGAGCCACCACAACUUAUGCAGCAAAGGGCAGGCUGUGAGCAGCCGGUACCGCAUGCUGGCCAAGAGCGGCGGCUUUGUGUGGGUGGAGACGCAGGGCACCGUCAUCUACAACGGCCGAAACACGCAACCCCAGUGUAUCGUCUGCAUCAACUACGUGCUCAGUGACAUUGAGGAAAAGAGCACCAUCUUCUCCCUGGAGCAGACAGAGUCCCUGUUCAAGCCCCGACAGGCCGGCGGCUUCUUCACGGGGGAGACCGGCGGCGAGGCGGGCGAGGCGCUCUUCGGCAAGCUCAAAGAGGAACCCGAGGACCUGACCCAGCUGGCGCCCACGCCCGGAGACACCAUCAUCAGCCUCGAUUUCGGCCACCCUCAAUUCGAGGAGCCGUCCCAGCGUACAUCAGUGGCGUACAGCAAGCUCCCCCCAGCCUCUGCGCCCAUCCCGGGGCCUUCAUCCUGGGCCGCCGAGACCCUAACCCCGCUUCCACCGGCUAGCGACGCGUCCAAGGUGGGCACCACGUUCACGGUCCAGCAGACGCCACCUCCCUGCAGCGCCACUCCGAGCCUGAGCAGCUGCUCCACGCCCAGCAGCCCCGGCGACUACUACAGCACUACCGACGGAGACCUGAAGGUAGAGCUCACGGAGAGGCUCUUCGCUUUGGACACCGCCGAGUGUGACGGUGCCACAAACGCUGAGAGGGAUUUGAGCGACUUUGACCUGGAGACGUUGGCUCCGUACAUCCCCAUGGACGGAGAGGACUUCGAGCUUAGUCCCAUCAUCCCUGAGGCCGAGCCCCUGGAGAAGGGCGACGCCACUUUCCCCCCCUCCCAGCAGCAGAGUUUCAGCAACAUUGCCAGCCUCUUCCAGCCCCUCUCCCCGCCCCCCCAUCGGCAAGGCCGCUACCGUCCGCCGCCCGCCACUGCCUGGGCUCCGGGCGAGGGGCGCACCCCCGGGCUGGGGGCUCUGGACCCAAGGGCCGGGAGGUCGUACAUGAUGGGCCGCGUGCAGAACCCGCCCUACCGAGCCCCCGCUAGCACCCCUCUGUCCUCGAUGGGGGGCAUUCAGAACCUGCAGUGGCCCCCGGACCCGCUGUUGACAUACGGGCAACAGGCUGCCGGUGAGGCCUACGCGACAGUCGAGCGGCGGUGGCCGCCUUGCCCGCAGGACCUGCUGCGCAGCGUCAUGAGCAAAGAAAGGUGCUCUAAGGACUUUGUCCGCAAUAACAGAGACAUGAGUCCAGCCAGCAGCAUCAAGCGCUCCUUCAGUCAAAUGUCGGGCGAUAUCAAGACAUCAGAAAGCAUCUGGAAAAAGAUGAGAGGCGAGCUGGGAAGUGGAGCGCCGUCUGUGCCUGAGCUUGGGCUGGGCAAGAUGUUGCCUGGCAACAGGACUCCGCACUGCAACAUUUCGCAGCAGAGCUGGAAGUCUGACUUCCCGGGAAACAUGACAGGUGCGGCCGGUCGCCUGCUGUGCCCGUCAGCCGAGCGCACCUUCCUACCCGAGUUGACCCGCUUUGACUGCGAGGUCAACGUGCCACUGCCGGGCAACCUGCACCUCCUCCAAGGCUGCGACCUGCUGCGAGCCUUGGACCAGGCCACCUAGAAGUCGGCCGGUGGAGCUCCGCGGGGACUCUUGGCCCGGCCCGACCGCCGCCUUCGUGCUAGGCUAACUCAUCAGAGCAUUCGGCCAUCUUUAUAGUUGUCCAGUUGGGACGCUGUAAAACGCGACCCGUGGCCAUUCCGUCCAUCCGUCUGUCCUUGCUGGACUUAAAGCCCAUCGUCCUUACGCGAGAGAUGCCGCACAAGCCUACUCGCAUUUUUAGGACCACUUUGUAAAAAACUUGAGCCAGAAUUGCGAUGAAAAAAAAAAGAUGGCAAGCAAAGCCAAGUCUGGAAAAUACUUGCUCAAAACAUUUCAGGUCUCAAUCAAUCUCAACGCAAAUUGAGCCAAAAUGUCAACGUGAUAAAAAGAAAAGGCUUUAUUCUCGAGCUGCAACUAAAGAUUACUUUAAUAAUUGAUGAAUGCGUUGGGAGCUUCUCUCAAUUCAGUAAUUGGAAUUUUGAAAACAUUGAAAACAGGAAAUGCAGACAACAAUGGAUUGGCAAUCACUUGCUGGCUUGGUCUGCAGGAGCCGGCCAUCCAGCUAGCUAGCCAGCCGGCCAGCCAGGAUCUGACCGCCUUUUUCACACUAGGGUUGCAGCUGCUCUGUAACAUGAGAAAAUGGGCGCAAAUGUGCGGUUUUGAUUCAACAAAGAGAAGCGGCCUUACUUCAUGCUAGACUACCCAAAUUGGAGAAUAUUUACUGACGCUUCCAGAAUUUCUUUUUUUCAACAAUUUCCCCCAAUUAGCAAAAUUGAUGAUGAUUCCAAUUUUGCAUCGCAAACAGUUUUUUUUUUUUUUUUGCUGUAAAUUUCAAAAAAAAGUUUUAGUCCGACAAAGAAUCCACUCGUUUAAUUGUUUUUUCAAGUGUCACGCAGUACUCGAACUUUGAUAUGCUCCACUUGUAUUGUUUUUGCGUAACCAACCACAAGGUUUGGACUUUUUCUUGUAACAGUCUUUGUCGUGCGCUGGUCAUGUCACGAUGCGAAGGCUUGGCUUGGCUUGGCUUGGCUUGGCUUGGCUUGGCUUGGCUUGGCUUGGCUUGGCCCGGCCCGGCCCGGCCUGGCCUGGCGUAGCUAAUUGCCACAGGAGGAUCACAGCCACAUUGGGGGACAAAAAAAAUCAUACAAUUGCAUGUAACAGCAUCAUUACUCUUUCGGAAGAAAAAAGGUCUUCUUUGUUGCCAAAAUGCAUGUAUUGUUCAAAGAGCACAUUUGCACCAUGUAACAGUUUUCUCUCUUUAUUCUUAUAAAAAUAAUGCUAUAUUAUUCUAAUAUUUUUGUCUGUAUAAGUUAACAAUUUAUUCUCACUCUAUAAUCAUCCUAUUAUAAUUUCAUUUGUUAACUUUCCCCCCUCAUAUCUUUUAUUCUCCAGUAGUACAAAUUCAAGAUGAAAUGAAGGUCCUUCUUUCCUUUAAAAUGACAUCUUCAAAUGACUAGCCGGUAUUUAUUUCAAAAUUACAGCUCAAGUGAUGUCAAGUUUGACCUUUCAGUAAACUGUUGAAGACUUGCCACUUUUUAAGGACAAUAACUUUUUUUUAAUUCUAUUCCAAACUUAAUGCUCUUAAUAUGAAAGUGUUGCGCUUAAAAUUGCACAUAAUAGUAAUAUAUUUUGAUUUAAUUCUUGUGUGAUUCCCACUUUGGUCUCGUAAAACAAAUAAUUGAUUUUUGUCAUAUUUGAUUCUUGUAAAAUUCAGAAAUAUCAUUUUUUCAUAAACAUUUUUUUGUUUCCUCCAUUGUCCUGAAAUUGGAUCUUGAUUUCGGUAAACUGGAAACUGCCACGAUGAGUUUAUUCUCGAUAAAUCAGAGUGUGUUUUCUCGUAAAAUGGCAACGUUACGAUUGAAAUAUUUUGACUUUAUGAGAGUAAUAUGGCAAGUUAUUUCAUGUGCAAGACUCGUGAAUUUUUUUUUUCUCCCUCUUCCCCGUUUAUUGUGUUUUCCCCUUGUCAAAUUCCAACUUGAUCGUAUUUUGCCUUGGAGUGCCAAUUUGGAAAGUGACCAAAUUAUUCUGAUUUUGAUCGGUUAAAAUCUGACCUUUUAUCUGGUGACUGCAACUUUAUGUUCAUGAUGUCAGUAUUUUGACCCGGUUGAGUUCUUUUAUUUGUGAUUCUGAGACUUUGAAAUGUUUUUUGUUUUGUUUCAGCUUUAUUAUUGUGCCGUUUGUACUGAUAAUGUUUUUGUUGUUGUUUGCCGUUCGAUGUGGCCCUAAUCCUCCUUGGUAAGGGUGGGGGUGGGUGGGGAAGUGUCAUUCCGACCGGCGCCGCUGGACAACGAGAUACUUCCUUUUUCCUCUGCUCUUUUUAAAAGGGGUUAAAGUCAACCCUGCCCCAGACAUGUUGAUCAAAAGUUUCUCAUUCCCAGUCAAUUUAUGUAUGCAUCUGCAGAAUGCUCCGUAAACACCUCUGGCCAAAUGAUGUCACAACUCGAGCUAUGCACGCGUGCCCGGCGUACAUUUGGAAUGUUGACAGUGGACUCGUAGUGUCCAUGUCUCCCGGUACGUGGUCCUCGCCACCACUGCUGCGCUUGGCUGGCCAGUAGCUGUCCGUCCUUCCUUCCUUCCUUCCUUCCUUCUUUCCUUCCUUCCCUCCGUCUUUCCUUCCUUCCCUGCCUUUCUGCCUUUCUGCCUUCCUACCUUACUUACAUACUUCCUUCCUGUUUGGGCUUUACAGAGAAAGAUUAAAAGUUGUUUUCACGUCUGCGAUAUGUAGCAUUUUUGAUAUUGUACAGCAGCCAUCGUGGUUUCCCGCCGAGUGUUUUAAGGCCGGCACGAGUGUAGAAUGCGACACGCUGCGUUUGAUUUGAAUUUGUAGCAAUGAGCAUUUAGUGCUCGUUGCGUCGUCAUGCUGAUAUUUUGCCAAAGCUUCGUUUGGUUUCUGCCCAAAUGUGCCUUAGCCUCAUCCAGCCCUUCAUUUUGUGCCUUCUAUCGAGAAGACAUUCUCGCCCACAUGGGGUAAUCCCGACUGGAACUCGUCCCGUGCAUUCUAAUCGGACUCCACUCAACCCCCGAUUACGAACGCCACCGGAAGUGUCGCGCAUGCCACCUAUCAAAAGACCUCAGAGCCCUUCAUGGGGCCAUGCUGACCCAUUUUGACUCUUGUGAGCACACGACAGAGUUCUUUUGAGAACCCACCUUUGUAAAAAGCGGGCAGUUGCCACGAGAACCAACAUUGACUCAAAAGACUGAUUAGAAGCACCAGGUGUUGAUGGCUCAGACUAGGUAGUUAAGGUAGUUAUUGUUUAGUUUGUUUUUGUUUGCCAAUCAAAGCCCUGACGGUCUGUCAAUCCAAGUGAAGCUCCUCGCAGGUUUGAAGUAGAACUUUAUUGUAUUGUAGGCAAAAUGCUCAAAGGUGUCAACGGGGGAUUUUGUAUUCGAAAAUUGGGAUUGGUAAACAACGUUUCUGUAAUGAUUUGACAUUACGCUAGUCGGCGUCAGCCGAACUGUAUAAACGUAUGUGGUUGGUGAAUGUAAGCGGCCGUAGCGUAAGACUUGGUUCGGCCGCUUUGAAAAAAGUAAAGGAAAGAAGUGUCCCUCUGGGGACGCUUAGGCCGGCGGAAGCAACGCUCACGUUGUCACCAGCGUUAGCAUUGAACGUGGCAGCGCCGUUCCACAUUGGUUCCAUUGUGAAGUAGGAGGUCCCUGAAUGUUUGGGCGUGGGAAGACGAUAUCAGCAUGUUGUGCAUUUAUGUGUCGAGAAACAGGGUUUUAGUUUUUCACUUUGGGAUCCGCUUUCAACUUUUAUUUAGUUGACUGAGCCCAUUCUGCUUUUUGCUAGAAAUGCUAUCAUGCUACACAUGACAUUGUACUCGCAGCAUCUCGUCAUUGUUAUUACGGCGAAUGGAACCCGCUCAAAAGUUACUUUUCUGCACUGAUACGUGAUCUCAUUAUUAAAGCAUAUUCUUGACCUGA